GUUUGCUUCACGAUCCUUCCACCACCUCCCAAAUCGAGUCUCCUCUCUUCUUCUACCCUUUGCUCCCUCCACCUCCAACCACUUCCUGAUCCUUUAUGUUUGACGCUUGCAUCUCUGAUUACCUCUUUCUCUUGGCGUUUGUCGCUGUACCAUUAGUGGUGGAGGCCGUUACGGCUGUUAAGGUGGUGGUAGACGACGAGAUUAGGGUUUUCGAUGUCCCGUACUGGUCGGUCUUGUAAUUGAAGCUUCAGGUCUUCAUACAUGCAAUCGAUCAAGUAGGUAUUCCCAGAUACCCUUGCAAACUGACAAUUGGUGGCAUGCGGAGAUCGACGAUUCGAUCAGUCGACUUCUUAAUCACAAAAUCGGUACUUGUCUUCCGGUGCCGGAAGACUCCGUUCGUCAAAUGGUCUACCGGAGACACUUUUUCGCCGUCGUUAGUGGGUGGCUCUAACUUCGAUGCUAGAGUUUUACGACAUAGUUUGAGUACAAUCGACAAAUAAAACCCGAAAGCUUUCUAUUUCCACCGCUUCUCUUCUACUUCUUCAUCGCUUCUCCAACCUUAAGCAAUCAGCAGGCGCCAGUGGUGGUGGUGGUGUUAUUUGGAGUAAGGAACGGAAGAGUUCUCUAGCAGGGGUAUGCCAGGGGCGCUGCUUCAAUGAAAUCACGUCUACUACUAUUAGAAAUCUCGAAGCAUGGACCUCCAUCGACCGGCACAUAUGAAAUUUAAGGAUAAGUUGCUUGCUUCAUCAUCCCCAGCCCUAUACAAGCCAGGAAGGCGAUUGCUGUUGAUGUUCCCCAAGGAUUGGGCAACAAGGUUGUUUUGGUUUUUAUGCUUGCAGAAGUGGGUCAUACAGAGCCAAACAAGAAGAUAGGCUUUGUAUUCGGCAGCUCAUGUAUCUGGAUAAAUGAGAAAAGGAGUCUAGAAUGUUGGUGUUCAUGGUAAAUUUUGUUGCGUAGAUGAGGAAUCUAAAGGAUUUUUGCUCAGAAAGAGGAUGGGCACAUCAUAAGCUGAAGAAUACAGUUGCAAUCGCAAUGCACAAGCUUUUCAUGGUAACCGAAAAUCAAUAUGCUGCCUGUUAUGCUCUUCGGGAUGUGCGACGGAGGUGGUUUCACUGUCGACUUGCCCACCGCCGUUUCCACUGUUUCUUUUUUUCUUCUAUUUGUUCCACUUUACAGAUUGAUUUAGAUAUUAUAAGGAAUUGGAUGUAA
Lactuca virosa is the source of this 1209-nucleotide messenger RNA. Lineage: Eukaryota; Viridiplantae; Streptophyta; Magnoliopsida; Asterales; Asteraceae. The record is from the annotation of a GenBank genome assembly.